Messenger RNA from Penaeus chinensis, 2223 nucleotides. RefSeq names its product probable glutamate receptor. The transcript is spliced from 13 exons. Bases 100 to 2139 code for a protein of 679 amino acids. The record is from RefSeq and is a predicted model, not a curated record. Gene Ontology annotation, cellular component: membrane. Gene Ontology annotation, molecular function: glutamate-gated receptor activity. NCBI's taxonomy places the organism in Eukaryota, Metazoa, Arthropoda, Malacostraca, Decapoda, Penaeidae.
AGCACGGUGGUACAUUUCUCACCUGGUACCUCUCUGACGUGGUUCCUCUCUCACCUGGUACCUUUCUCACCUGGUAGUUCUCAGCUGAGAAGAACUACCAUGGCGUUUCCGAAGUACCUCUUACUGGGUCUCGCGUUCCUUCUGUCAGCUGGGCCGAGUCGAGGCUUCCUGGAAACCGCCAUCGGGAAAAUGUUUUUCAAGAAAUUUACCGAUGUCUUGGAGUUCCCGAGCGUGAAUAUUUUUAUUUCGAGUAAAGCUGGAGACAAUCAACUGCCCAUGGACGUCCUGAGGAGCCUGUGGGCCAUGAAAGGGUACAGCGUGGGCGUGCAGAAGGUCGCAAACAGCCAGGACGUGAUCCGGGUACUGCAAGCAACUUCGGUGGACUCGCUCAAUGUCAUUCAGCUUGAAGACGAAGCCGAUUUCAACCUGCUGAUGAUGAUCACGCGGGAGCCCAUCGCUCGCCGGUACUCGUGGCUGGCCCUUGGCGACGUCGAGCCUAUCGUGGAGGGCGAGUUCCGCCUGAGCCUGCCGAUCGACAACCUGAUGACUUUCGCCAGCCUACGGACAAUGAACGUCUCGGACACCAUUAUGGAGAAAGUGAUCGUGACGGAAAUCUACUCCCUGGCUGAGGACUUGCCCUACAUCACUCGGAUCCUGGCGGAGUGGUACGGAAGGGGCCCGCUCAGACUCCCCCUCGAAGGCUGGAGUGAGAGGCGCACCAACCUCACGGGGCUGCACCUCAGAUGUGUCACAAUGCCGCAAGAGCCCUUUAUCUACGUGUCCGACCCAAACGACCAGCUCAAAGUGCAACUUCUAGGUGGCUAUGCCAGAGACGUCUUCAAUGCUCUGCAAGAAAAGUUGGGCUUUACGUACACGUGCCGGCUGCCCCCCGAUUACAAGUGGGGGUCCCUGGAAAACGGCGAGUGGAACGGCAUAAUGAAGGAGAUGGUGUCCGGUCGCGCGGACGUCGUGGUCACUUCGCUCGACCAUAACAGCGCCCGAGCGAAGGACGUCGAUUUCGUUACCGGGCUUCGGAAAGUUGGGUACAGGAUGGUGACCCGCCGCCCUGGCCUUAUGGACGAGACCUGGACGAGCUUCACGAGCGAGCUCCUGCCGACGGCGUGGGCGGGGACGAUGGCCUUCGUGAUCCUGGCGCCCCCUUGCCUCGUGUUCUGCUCGCGCCUCUCGCCCUCAGAGACCGAGAAGGUCAGCUUCAAGGAUGCCUAUAUCCUGGCCAUCGGCGCCUUCGCUAUCCAAGGCUCGUGGUUGGACGUGCGUAGCCUGUCGACCCGCAUCGUCUUCAUCACCAUUUUCCUGGCGACGCUGGUGGUGUAUGCCCACUACACCAGCGCCCUCGUGUCCCUCCUCACCGUCGCCUCCACCAGCGUCGGGUUCUCCAGCCUCCAGAGCCUCCUCGAAGAUGGCUCUUACCAGUUCGGCUUCAUGAGUGGCACUUCGCUCGAGGACGAGUUUAGAAACGCCAAACAACCAAUCAUCCGCGACGUGUGGCAACAGCUGAUCGCCCCCAACCCCGAUAACUUGGCCGUGUCCGAUCGCGCCGGAGUUAAGAAGGUAAUACAAGGCCGGUACGUUUACAUGAUGGAGGAAAACAUCUAUCGAUCGAUGUUUCCUAACCAGUGUGACACUCAGCUGCUCAGAGGCCAAUACUUCACCACGGAAACGGGCUUUGCUGUGCCAAAGGGAUCGCCACUCAAGGAAAUCUUUGACAAUCAGCUGAUGCGCAUGCGCGACGGCGGCGUGCUGAGCCGGUCGUGGAAGCGCUGGCAGCCGCCGCCGCCCCUCUGCACGGCGCCGCCCGUCGUGGCGCUCAACCUGCACCACCUCUUCACCGCCUUCCUCCUGCUGCUCCUCGGGGUCGUCGCCGCCCUGGUCUUCCUCCCGUGCGAGAAGUUGCACUGGAAUUUCGUCGGGAAGGAGAAGGCGCAGCGGCACGGACUGUCGAAACCUUCCAUGGGCGCCCUGCCUCCCGCCGAAACCAGACUCCGCCCCGGGCCCUUGGGCGGCGUCUGGCACAGUAGCAGCAGUGCCAGUGCCAGGGGACCCGCCAUGCUCGAGGACCCGGACCCGACUUCCACGGCCUACCCGGCGUUCCAGGGCGCGACCUACGGCUUCACCUAAAGGGAAGGAGACGGCAUUUGGCGGAACUAUUUCCAAGGUGUAUAUCGGUAGUUUAAUGUUUUUUUGUCUCUCUCUCUCUCUCUC